AUGAAAAUCCUGCAUUUUCUCACUUUACUGCUUUGGCAUUUGACUUGGCUGUCUCUGGAUCUAGUUCCUGGAGCGCUGAGUAAUUCUGAAGCAGGCCAGGGUAAUCCAGGAUCUAAACUAGGUUUUUUGAAAGCAGAAGGAAAGGAGAGGAAUCCCUCCACACGGGCAGGUACACUGAGGACUGCAAGCCAUGGAUACAGUGCUGGGACCUCAAAGGCCAGGACUAAAAGCAGUGCUGUUCAGGCUGGAGCUCUGCUGGCCAAGAACGAUGACUCAAAGAAGGUUCCCUCAAGAACAGCAGCCACGGAGGGCAAGGUAGGACAUCUCCCCAGCAGACCUUCUGGAGUAAGGACAGUGACUCCAAAGGUUCAAAAUCUUAGCAGCAAGGUGGCUUUGAAAAAAACUGGCACAAGCAGUACUGACAGUGAUUCUUUCAAAACCAAAAAGACUAAAGAGCCUGUAACCCAGAGGGAAGCUAAGGAAACUUUCCGACAUCCCCCGAUAACGCCACAUGAAUACAUGCUCUCUUUGUACAGGACUCUCUCAGAUGCAGAAAGAAAGGGUGUUAAUGGAAGUGUAAAACUGGAGGCUGGACUUGCCAAUACAAUAACCAGCUUUAUAGACAAAGGACAAGAUGAGCGAGCACCAACUAUAAGAAAACAAAAAUAUAUUUUUGACAUCAGUGCAUUAGAAAAAGAUGGCUUGCUGGGAGCAGAGCUUCGAAUAUUGAGAAAAAAACCUUCUGAUACAUGGAAGUCUCAUUCUUCUGGAAAAGCUUCCCAAGUAAAAUUAUUUAGUUGCUCUACAAACAGACAAGCCUCAACGCUCUUGGACUCUCGGACUGUCAGUAUCACUGAUACACCCAAGUGGGAAGUGUUUGACAUCUGGAAGCUUUUCAGAAACUUUAAAAACUUGGCUAAUUUGUGUUUUGAACUGGAAACUUUUGACAGGGGGAGAGCUGUUGAUCUCAGGAGUGUGGGAUUUAAUAGAACAGGAAGACAGGUCAAUGAAAAGGCUCUGUUCUUGGUGUUUGGGAGGACAAAAAAAAGAGACUUGUUCUUCAAUGAAAUCAAAGCUAGAUCCGGCCAAGAUGACAAAACUGUUUAUGAGUACUUAUUCAACCAGAGGAGGAAGAGAAGAGCUCCUCUAGCAACACGGCAAGGGAAGAGGCCCACCAAGAACCUGAAGGCAAGGUGUAGCAGAAAAGCCCUCCAUGUGAAUUUUAAGGAUAUGGGCUGGGAUGACUGGAUAAUAGCUCCUCUGGAGUAUGAGGCGUAUCACUGCGAAGGGCUCUGUGAAUUCCCCCUCCGAUCCCACCUGGAGCCCACCAACCAUGCAGUUAUCCAGACAUUAAUGAACUCCAUGGAUCCCGAAUCCACCCCCCCAACUUGCUGUGUCCCAACCCGGCUGAGCCCCAUCAGCAUUCUUUUCAUUGACUCUGCAAAUAAUGUGGUCUACAAGCAGUAUGAGGACAUGGUGGUGGAGUCGUGUGGUUGUAGGUAGCAGAACAGUUGCUUGUGUGAAUAUAUUAUGAAAGGUAAUAUGACACAUUGGACAUAAUUUCUCAUCAAACAAAGUUAACUAGAUUUCUUACCCCUAGGGUAAGUACGUUUACAAGGAUGUAGCAAUAAGUCCACUGUUUCUGUGUUUUCCCCAUGGACAUAUUUCAGUAGCAUUUGGAUGCUGUCACACAGCUGGAUUUAAGGCCUUGUGCCGCUGGCAACACAGGACUGACUCUUAAGUGAAGUCCAUGACAGAGAAGAUGAUACCUCUACACCUUGAGAUCUCCUGCUUUUAGCCUCGAGGCAGUGGAUAGAGAUGGUAUCAGUGAGCUGUGGAUAUGACCUGUUUGUUCCUUGAACAUUGUUCUUGAGACUGAAUUUCUGCCUGAUUCCCUUGGGCUUUGUCCAUUCAUAAAUGUGAGAAAAGAGUCCCAAUGUUGAGAAGUGUUGUGUUCUGGUGUGCCCCCAUCUUGGUGUAAAUAGUUGCACUGUAAUAUGAUUUCUUUCUGAUUAGCUCUUGAAACUAUGCAUAUA
This is a messenger RNA of Pseudopodoces humilis (Tibetan ground-tit), 2036 nucleotides long. RefSeq names its product growth differentiation factor 5 (gene GDF5). The record is from RefSeq and is a predicted model, not a curated record. Lineage: Eukaryota; Metazoa; Chordata; Aves; Passeriformes; Paridae. Gene Ontology annotation, cellular component: extracellular region. Gene Ontology annotation, molecular function: growth factor activity; cytokine activity.